AUGUCGGGUGACUCUAUUGGAAGCCGUCAAAGCCUCAUGCAUAGUGAGGUGGAUUAUUGGUUGGAAUUAUUGGAAGAGCAUCCUGAGUUUGAGCAACUCCAGUUUCAAUCGACUAAUAACGGCAUUGCAGUUGCGUACGACCAACUUCGAAAUGAAACUGUUUGGAUACGAAAAGACCCUUAUGGCCACAAGGAAGAUUGGCUUUUAAAGCAAUAUCUGCCGCGUUGGAAGAAAUUCUCGACUCACAAGAACAUUCUUCAAAUGAAACACGCACUCACUGCGUGCCCGGUACUCCGUCUAUUAAAGAUCAUUGUUUUUGGAUAA
Messenger RNA from Oikopleura dioica, 324 nucleotides. NCBI's taxonomy places the organism in Eukaryota, Metazoa, Chordata, Appendicularia, Copelata, Oikopleuridae. The record is from the annotation of a GenBank genome assembly.